Molecule: messenger RNA, 1493 nt
Organism: Paramacrobiotus metropolitanus
Lineage: Eukaryota; Metazoa; Tardigrada; Eutardigrada; Parachela; Macrobiotidae
Exons: 7
Coding region: 164-1195 (343 amino acids)
Molecular function (GO): oxidoreductase activity
Source: RefSeq, a predicted model, not a curated record
GUCGUCAGUGACAGAUCAACUUGACGAGGAGUGCAACUUCGAAACCUCUAUAACCAUUCUGUUGCAUUUCGUAGGAUUAGUUGAAAAACCAAGCUCAGCUACUUCUGUCCUGGUUAAUAAAGUGGCUGGCUUCCUUGUAUCGAACCCUUCUACAGCAAUUAAAAUGUCUGCAAAUACAAUGAGUUACCAGACUCUGCCAGGCACGGAUCUGAAUGUGUCUCGGAUAUGUUUGGGUACUUGGCAGUUUAAUGGGGGUGCCGCGGAUUUAACCUGGGAUCGUCAAGACGAAGCCACGUCCAAAGCCAUUGUGGAUAAAGCGCUACGGUUGGGAAUAAAUUUUUUCGACACAGCGGAAGCCUACACCAAUUCGGAGGCGGUGUUGGGGCGUAUUUUGCAGGGCAGUGGUCAGCGCAGCCAAGUUAUUAUCGCUAGCAAGUUCGGGCAGUGUUUGGCGGAUGGACGGCAGGGCUAUACUGCGGCGGACAUAGAGAAGGCACUCACGAAAUCCCUGGAGCAAUUACAGACAACGUAUAUUGACUUGUAUCAGAUUCACUGGCCCAUUUGCGUGGCCGAUAUGAAAGAAGCCGUCGAACAGCUGGAACGGGAAGUGCAGAAAGGGCGCAUUCGCUAUUAUGGCCAUUGCAAUUUCGGAGUAGAAAAUAUGAAUGAAUUCGAAGCAGCCGGCGGCAGGGCGGUCAGUUCACAGUUGGCAUAUAAUCUGCUUUGGCGUCCGAUCGAGCAUGAAAUCCUUCCUAAAGUAAAGCAGCUGAAUAUGUCCGUUUUGGCAUACUCUCCUCUGCAACAAGGACUGCUCACUGGAAAGUACCAUACCGUGGACGAAAUUCCCACGGGACGCAAGCGAACGCGCCUUUUUAGCAGCAACAGUUCUUCUGCAGCACGACAUGGGCAGGCCGGAGCCGAAGUGGAAACUUUCGAAGCUAUCGACAAUAUACGAAAGAUCUGUGCCGACAAGGGUUUGGAUAUGAGCAGCGCUUCUUUGUCCUGGCUGCUCGGAGAGGAAAAUGUAGCCAGUGUUAUUGUUGGCUGUAGCAGUCCCGAACAGCUAGAGGCCAACACGAAAAUCACACAUCUAGACCAGGAUACGCAGAAGAGACUGCGAGCGGCCACGGAUAGAUUGAAAGCCAAGAUAGGCUCCAACUGUGACCUGUGGGCAGCGGAGUCCCGAAUAAAAUAGAAAUUAUUUUUGCCUCUUCCGUGUGAACCAAAACACCGACGUGAAAUUUCGCUGUUCAGUGUCUAUGCAAGCUAGAGUUGAACAUUUUCCUAAAAUCACAAUACACUACCUGACAGACAUGUCGUCGGUUUUUCGUUAGCGAGGAUUCAAAGCUACAAAACGCUUUAAAAAGCUUCACGGUUUAUAAUCUGGUUUGCCCUUUUCUGCAUGCAUUGUAACAGUGUGUUAAACACAGCUGCAAACAGAAACUGUGUGGUUAUUAUGUUAAACCACUUUGAACGAAUGUUUUUUACACUCA